AUGAGUAACACCACUAGACCAAAAGUAUUGACUAUCGCAGGAAGCGACAGUGGGGGUGGGGCUGGAAUUCAGGCCGACAUCAAGACCCUUACUUCAUUAGGUGUUUAUGCAUCCUCUGUCCUGACCUCGGUGACAUCACAAAAUACCCUCGGUGUAAAUGGAAUUCACGACUUGCCGGUCGACUUUGUCAAAAAACAGCUUGAAACUGUCCUAAGCGACAUUGGUGCUGAUGUCGUAAAGACUGGCAUGCUGUCAUCGUCUGACAUAAUCAAAGUCGUUGUGUCAGUCCUCCAAGACUACCCAAAAGCCGGUAGCAAACUCAUAGUAGACCCUGUAAUGGUUUCGACCAGUGGAUCACGUUUGUUGGCCAAAGAUGCGGUCCAGACAUUUGUUGACCUUUUAUUACCCGUAACCUUUAUCUUGACCCCAAAUGUACCUGAGGCGGAAGUUAUCCUUGGCAAGGCCGAGGGAUCAAUUAAAACACAUGAGGAUAUGUGCGAAGCCGCAAGACAAAUUGGAUCCAAAGGAACAAAGCAUGUGCUGGUGAAGGGCGGCCAUUUGCCUUUUGAUCGGGAUGGUUGUCGUGUGGUAGUUGAUGUCCUCUACACAACCGAGACCGGCGAAAUCUAUGAAAUCGUAAACCCUUAUAUUACUACCAAGAACACACACGGUACUGGAUGUACUCUUUCUGCUGCUAUUGCAGGUGAAUUGGCAAAAGGUCUUGAUGUCCUGCCUGCUGUUAUAAAUGCCACUACUUAUAUUCAGCACGCUAUCGAAGACACAUUGGAAGAUAUUGGCCAGGGAUCUGGUCCAGUCAACCACUUUCAUGGGAUCCGUAGCAUGCCUUACGCUGGAAAGAGUUUUGUAAAGGCCCUGAGAGAUUCGCUUCCAAAGGGAAUGUGGAGCGAAUUUAUCGAUCACCCAUUCGUCCGUGGUAUUGCAGAUGGCACUCUUCCAAAGGAAUCUUUUAUUCACUACAUUAAGCAAGAUUACAUGUAUCUGCAACAUUACGCUCGCAGUGCUGCCUUGGCUGCCUACAAAUCACCAAAUAUUGACAUGUGUGCACGUAAUGCAAAGAUUGUUUUGCAUGUUCACGGUGAAAUGCAAUUACAUCUCAAGUACUGUACCGACUGGGGAAUUAGUGAAGAGGAAGUGCUGUCCACUCCUGAGAGCGUGUGUAAUGUAGCCUACACUCGGUAUGUUCUGGACAAGGGUGCAACUGGCGAUCAAUUAGAUUUGCAAGUGGCUAUGGCACCAUGUCUUUUAGGUUAUGGUGACAUUGGUAUGAAGCUGUUCAAUUGUCCAAAGACCAAGAGAGAGGGAAACCCUUACUGGACCUGGAUUUCCACUUAUGCCGACAAGCCUUACCAGGAGGCUGUGACACUUGGAAACGAGCUUCUUGAAGAAUUAGCUCUUCACAGUGUCUCGACUUCGGUUUCUCGUUUCAAAGAGGUUUGCGAGACUUUCAAGCAGGCUACUCAACUAGAGAUUAAGUUUUGGGAAAUGAGUCUCCACUGCUUAUAAUUCAUUUUACUAUUAUUUUUCCUCUUCAUUCAUUUUUAGACAAAUUUCAUAAUAUGCCACCUUUUGUUUUUUUUUUAAAAAAAAGA
Molecule: messenger RNA, 1610 nt
Organism: Phycomyces blakesleeanus NRRL 1555(-)
Lineage: Eukaryota; Fungi; Mucoromycota; Mucoromycetes; Mucorales; Phycomycetaceae
Exons: 8
Coding region: 1-1524 (507 amino acids)
Biological process (GO): thiamine biosynthetic process
Cellular component (GO): cytosol
Molecular function (GO): thiaminase activity; hydroxymethylpyrimidine kinase activity; phosphomethylpyrimidine kinase activity
Source: RefSeq, a predicted model, not a curated record